GAAAACUGGUCAAGCAACUUAAACGCAAUUGUUUGAGGCCAGUGGGAAAUUCACAAUCAACUGUUUAGUUUCAUUUCUACAAUGUUCAUCUACAGACUUGUAUUUAUUGCGCCUCUGAUAUUACUGCUCAGCUUGGCUAAGGCUCGCCACCCCUUUGACAUAUUUCACUGGAACUGGAACGACUUUCAGGAGUGUCUACAAGUUAAUAAUAUUACCAUAGGGGAAUAUGAGAAGUACGCGCGACUCGAGACUCUGGACUAUCUGCUCAACGAAAAAGUCGACUUGAGGUACAAGUGCAAUAUUAAAUGCCAGCUAGAAAGAGAUUCAACGAAAUGGUUGAAUGCUCAGGGUAAAAUGGAUUUGGAUUUGAUGAAUACCACCUCUAAGGCAUCGAAAUCCAUUACCAAGUGCAUGGAGAAGGCACCCGAAGAACCUUGUGCCUACAGUUUCAGACUGGUGAUGUGUGCAUUUAAGGCCGGCCAUCCCGUGAUUGAAUCAGAAUAAUUGUCAAUUAUUUACUAUAAAUAUGUGGAAACAAGGAAAUUACUACAAUUUUCACACAUUACUCGCAAGAAUGUGUCUAUUUUAAAAACGAGUGAUUUGUAGAGUUUAUAUACUAACCAAAAUUAAACUGCAAUUGAUAUUAGAGCUCUGUUAACUCAACGAGUAAUUAGUUUUAAGUGAAACAAAAAGUGAUCUUCAAUUAAAAGUACAUAAAAC
Drosophila teissieri is the source of this 720-nucleotide messenger RNA. It is a transcript of the gene Obp57b, whose product is annotated as general odorant-binding protein 57b. Gene Ontology annotation, molecular function: odorant binding. NCBI's taxonomy places the organism in Eukaryota, Metazoa, Arthropoda, Insecta, Diptera, Drosophilidae. The transcript is spliced from 2 exons. The record is from RefSeq and is a predicted model, not a curated record. The coding region runs from base 82 to 504 and encodes 140 amino acids.